Messenger RNA from Brenthis ino (lesser marbled fritillary), 648 nucleotides. Lineage: Eukaryota; Metazoa; Arthropoda; Insecta; Lepidoptera; Nymphalidae. The record is from the annotation of a GenBank genome assembly.
AUGUGUUCACUCGUUAAAUAUGGGCUGUUUGCUGUUAAUUUAAUUUUCGCUUUAGCCGGCCUCGCACUGCUUGGUGUCGGUAUAGCAGUUCUCUUGCAACUCGCUGAUUUCUCCGAGUUAGUGGAUGCUGCUUACGUCGACUCCAUUCCGGUUGUCACAAUAGUUUUGGGUGUGCUGACUUUCCUGAUAGCAUUCUUUGGAUGCUGUGGAGCUAUCAAGGAGAACGGCUGCUUACUUGUUACGUAUGGAAUAUUCAUGCUCGUGCUGGCCAGUGGAAAAAUAUACAUUUCAGUCGUAACUUUCACGAAUUGGAACAACAUUUAUGAUGCAGUCACAGAUUGGCUCACUGAAGCUUUCAGGGACACCACCGUCCGAGAAAAUUACCAUGGAUUAGAAAGAACUUUUAGUUGUUGCGGCACGGUAGGAUAUCAAUCGUACCUACCAGAGCCCAUACCGGCCUCGUGUUGUCCUGAAAACUUGACAUCAUGUACUCCAGGCGACACAUUUGAUGGGUGCAUUCAAGUCAUCAGCUCCUUCCUCGAAACGUAUGCAGAAGUGAUCGGAAUUGUUGCGAUUGUAGUUAUUGUUGUGGAGGUAAUGGCUAUGUUCUUGAGUUUUUGCUUGUGCCGAAAUGUCAGUCAAAAGGAA